Messenger RNA from Talaromyces stipitatus ATCC 10500, 1683 nucleotides. Its product is annotated as Rho GTPase Rho 2, putative. The record is from RefSeq and is a predicted model, not a curated record. Bases 352 to 951 code for a protein of 199 amino acids. Lineage: Eukaryota; Fungi; Ascomycota; Eurotiomycetes; Eurotiales; Trichocomaceae. The transcript has 5 exons. Gene Ontology annotation, molecular function: GTP binding; GTPase activity. Gene Ontology annotation, biological process: small GTPase-mediated signal transduction.
GGCGCUGUCAAACUACAAGAACACCCAAGACAAUUUAAGGCGUACCUGACUAUCGGGGAACCUCAGCUCAUCAACGUCAUUCCGUGUCUUAGAAUCCUUGUCGCUUUCUGUUACCGUUACUCCACCGUUUGUCUCAUCGAAGAACCGAUCGACAAAGGCGCGGUUCGUCCAUCAGCCAGCCUUGUGAGAGUUGCCAUAAGCGCGAUAUUUAAUCAGCAGAAGCUACAGCAUCAGAGGUAACCAGUGCCCUCUGUGCUGCGACUUAUCUACCCUCCGGCUUCCAUACUACUAUCACACCUUCUCACCGGGGCCCACGCCAUCUGAUCCCUCAUCACCGAAGCGUUUGCUACCAUGGCCCAACAAUCGACCGAUAAUGUUAUGCGAAGGAAAUUGGUGAUUAUAGGGGAUGGUGCUUGUGGAAAGACAAGUUUGCUUAGUGUGUUUACACUUGGCUAUUUUCCAACUCAUUAUGUGCCCACGGUGUUUGAAAACUACGUUACCGAUUGUCGAGUCGAUGGGCGAUCAGUGCAGCUAGCACUAUGGGAUACUGCUGGUCAAGAAGAUUACGAACGGCUACGACCUUUAGCAUAUUCCAAAGCACAUGUGUUGCUGAUAGGGUUUGCCGUCGACACGCCAGACUCAUUAGACAACGUUAAGACAAAAUGGAUUGAAGAAGCCAAUGAACGAUGUCCCGACGUUCCGAUCAUACUAGUGGGCUUGAAGAAAGACCUCCGAGAUGACCCCGUCGCCAUUGAAGAAAUGAGGAAGAAAUCCCUACGAUUCCUCACCCCUAAAGAAGGCAGCGAAACCGCGGCGCAGAUUGGAGCUCGCAAAUAUCUUGAAUGCUCGUCGUUAACGGGAGAGGGCGUUGACGACGUCUUUGAAGCUGCAACUCGUGCGGCACUUUUAUCAUUUGAGAAGGAGCGCAAUGGUUGCUGCGUUAUUCUGUGAUUUGCCGGGUUCGUUGUAUGUUCGGUGGACUCGACUGAUGAGCCGUUGCUAUCAUUUCCAACCUCGAUUUCAGACCCAAAAAUGGAUACCAUAUCAAAUUCGCAUUUCCGGCGUUUUAUGUUUGUUCUUGCUAUAUUUGCAGGCGCUUCUUCUCUUUAUUUCCUUCUCAAUUUUCCCUUCCAGUCAUCUUUCUGCCUUUAUUCUUCUCGGUUUCGUCCCUGAAAAUAAUUCCUGAUCAUUUUGGCUGUUGUAUGUAUUGAACUUGAGGAAAUAUUCUUAUACCUAGUUAUUCAAUGGAGCAUCAAUGGUUAUUUUGCCCGAUAUUGUACACAUGUAUAUAUACAGAAACAAACGAAAGAAAAAGAAUCUAACCAUAGAUCAGGAUAACCGGUCAAUCCUCUCGACAUGCAUUUCCCUUCCCCUUUUCAACUAAUCAAACAACUCCAUCUUUGAACAACCCGAAAUAAUAGAAGGGGCAAAAUCACACCCUCUUCCACCCAUGAUUCCACCCUUCCCUCCCAGGACUAUCAGUCUGCAACCUCGCAUAUUCGAUCGGAAACAAAUCCGUGAAAACACCCUUCUUAUUCAUCGAAAUACGGAAAAGCUUUGCCCCACGCUCGCCGCACGCAGUUCGCAAUUCUUCGCAUGCAGAGGACAUGGCUUGUUGUUGGCGGUAGAGUUCGCGUUCCUGGUCCGUACGCAGUUUGGAUUGAUACAGUUGCCAGGCGCGAU